AGGGUCCAUACCUGCCCAAGAUAUGAGUUUUGCACUGGGUCCUCUUUCUCCAGUUCAAAGCCCCCAGCUGGAUAUUCUUUCAGGGCUUAAAGAAGUCACAGAGGUUUCAAACUUGCGUAGCCCUUACAGCUCACCCCCCUCACACAGCCCCAGAACCUUUCAGUCUUUAGAAGAUGGUGAAGGAUGUACCAGAGAUAGUGUAGGUUCAAUCUUACAGAGGAUUGCCUCCUUCUCUCAGCAUAUUGUAACUGAGACCAGCCCAGCAUGUGAGGCCCAGCCCCCUACAGUCCAAAGCAAUGGUGGUUUGCUAUCCCAAGUUGGGCAUCCUGCUGAGACCACACCCAAACAUACCUCUCAAUGGGCAAGGAAGAACCAGGAAGAAGCAGCUGGAGAACUGAAGACAGACUUGUUCAACCUAAUGGAGGAGAGACAGAAGAAGGAGAGAGGCAUUAUGAGCCCAGAACAAGGCGGGGAGGACAAGAACCAAGGACAAGCAGCGGGCAUGAGUACCCCAGAGUCCAUGACAGAAAGAGAGGAAAACUGUGCGGGGAUUUGUACAGAGUUGGAUAAGAAGGAGAAGGAGAAGGGAAUGGAGGAAGAAGAGAUGAAAAAAGAAAGUGAGCUGGAGGCAAAGGUAAAGUUGGAGCUCUGCCAGUCCGUCCAAGGCCUGCAGAUGAGCUUUAUCAAGGGCAGUGACCUGUUUGGCUAUGUGGGCAUAGAAGCAGUACUGGACCAGAUGAGGAGAAAGACCAUGAAAGCAGGCUUUGAGUUCAACAUCAUGGUAGUUGGUCAGAGUGGUUUGGGGAAAUCCACGCUGGUCAACACUUUAUUCAAGUCAAAAGUCAGCCGCAAGUCCUGCACACCCUUCUUUGAAGAGACGAUCUCCAAAACAGUCAAACUGCAUUCAGUCAGCCAUGUAAUUGAGGAGAAGGGAGUGAAAAUGAAGUUGACUGUGAUCGACACUCCAGGAUUUGGAGACAAUAUCAACAAUGAAAACUGUUUGGAGCCCAUUGUGAAGUAUGUCAAUGACCAGUAUGAAAAAUACCUGAUAGAGGAGCUUAACGUAAACCGUAAAAGGAGAAUACCAGACAGCAGAGUCCACUGCUGUAUCUAUUUCCUCCCUGCAACUGGACACAGGUUGCGCCCCAUCGACAUUGAAUUCAUGAAGAUGGGGAACAUAGUGAGCAUUGUACCAGUCAUCGCCAAAGCAGACACACUCACCAUUGAUGAGAGACAGGACUUCAAAGAGAGGGCAAGACUUGACAGCCAUGGGAUUUGUGUAUACCCCUUGAAAGAGUAUGAUGAGGAUCCAGAGGAACGUGUCCUCAACGACAGGAUAAGGGAUAGCAUUCCAUUUGCUGUGGUUGGAACAGACAAGGAGCAUCAGGUGAACGGUAACAAGGUGUUGGGCCGUAAAACAAGUGGGGGAAUAAUCGAAGUUGAAAAUGGCCACUGUGAGUUUGCCAACCUGAGAGAUCUACUUAUCAGGUCUCACCUACAGGACCUGAAAGAUGUGACACACAAUAUACACUAUGAGACCUAUCGUGUGCAACGGCUGAACCAGAGCAACAUGAACUUCAGUGACAGGGACUAUCCGCCUGGCUGCUGGAGAAUGGAACUGGGGAAAAAUAUGAAUCAGACAGCCACCUCUGAUUUCCCCGUCAGUCACUUUCAUGCACUGAACAGAGAGUUGCUGAUGUUUCUCUUCCAUUUAAAAAUUAUUUGCGAAAAAGAAACCUUUCUUUACAUGUAAACAAUUUAUGUAGAGAUUGUCUUUGAAAAUGGCUUUUCUUGUUUUUUUAAUGGGAUAAACUGGUUUAUUUUUCUUUCAGUGAAAAGAUAUGUAUGAGAUUUUACAGCAAGAUGUAAGAAAUGCAUUUAAGGUUAUAUUUUUGAAUUCAGUUCAUUCAUAAUUACUGAAAGGAGGGGAAUGAGCACAAUAUGGCGCAAUAAGAAGAUGCAUAAAUAUAUGUCAUUGAACUGUAUCAAAGCCUUUUGGUGUUUGCUAUAUAAUUGGUACACUAUAUGGGCAAGAUUAUGUGGACAAAUCAGGCCUGUCAUCUAACACCAGCAGUAGACCCUAAUAUCUUCUCGUAACAGAACAGAAGCAAGAGAAACUGUUAUAAUUUAGAUUAAUGCCCAAAGUGAUCACAAUACUUUUCAGCUAUACAGGGUGGAAUGUAUGGGUACCUUUCUUCUAUAUACUGUGCUUUAUAUGGAUGUCCACUGUCUACUUAUGUAGUGUAUCAUUCUGGUUCAUGCCAAAAGGGCAUCUGAUUCUUAUUCUGGUGACAUACAAUUUUAAGCAGGAUACCUUCCUGUUACUUUUACUUGGGAGUAGUUUAUGAAUUAAUAUGCCAUUCAGAGCAGCACAGAAUACCAAGCAGCAAACAGCAAGCUACCAGAACAUGAAGUAGAGAUGGUAUGCAGGACUGGUUUAUGUUGCUACUUGUCGAAAUUCUGCCUUUGUUUUUUGCAAGUAAAACUUGAUGUUGGGAAUAUGAACUAAAUUCUAGAACUGUUUGAAUAGUUACUAUUCAGUCAGCUUUCCAUUUAUAUUCAGUUAAAAUGUUGGUGUUUUAACAGAUUCUGGCACACUCAAUUAUUACCACCAAGCAGAUUUUUAAUUACACAUUAAGGUGAUAUAAAUAAAUAAAUAAAAGCCCAUUUGUUUAUUUUCUCAAUCUAUACUUAGUAACGUACUACAAUCAAAAAUUUGUUAUGGAGUGCUUGACACCUGACACGGAUUGUAUAAAACUAGUCAUUAACAUUAGUUUUGCAAUCAAUGCUAAACUGAUGUGGAAGUACAUGCCAAUCAAUCAAUCAAUCUUAUUUGUAUAGCGCCAAAUCACAACAAACGUUAUCUCAAGACACUUUUACAAACAUAGCAGGUCUAGACCAUACUCUAUGUUAAAUUAUUAACAAAGACCCAGCAUCAAGACAGGAUAUGAUCCAGUCCCCUCUUACUGACAGGACUCGAUCUUCACUCAUCUCAAUCCACCAUGAGCAUUGAACCUCGCAGUAUUUAGCUAGUUACAGCGGCAAGGAAAAACUUAAUUUUAACAGGCAGAAACCUCGAGCAGAACCAGACUCAUGUUAGACAGCCAUCUGCUUUGACAGAGUUGCCACAUCUUGCUUAGUACUCUAAUCAAUGGAUAAAAUGAGCCGAGAUGCUCUAUGUAAUGAGAAGCUUGAGGAAGGAGAUGAACAUCUAGUCUCAGUGACACAAGCAAUUUGCUGAUGAUUUGGUCAGUCAGUGACUCUGCAAGUCAUUGCAAGUCCAGUCUCAUUUUAAAUUUCACUGUGCUAAAUACAGCAGUUAUUAUAUCAGAAAUACAGCCUUUGGGCAUCAGUCGCCUUGGGUGGGCUUUUUAAAUUUUAUUUUGUUUGUUAGUUUUUUUGUGUAAUACCAAAAGAAAAAAAAGAAACAUUGUUGUAUCCCAGUUAAUUUCAACUAUAUUUUGGGUGGAUUUUGAGAUAAGCAGAUUCCAUUUCUUCAUUUAAACUUCAGAGUCAACACAAAUGUUGACCAGGGGAAGUGAUCAGAGCCAUUAUUCCUAUUUGUAUUGCUGAUCAUGUCUUUUCUGCCUCUGAAAUGAUGUGCUUUUCAACCUAUCUUAGAGUGUGGCCAUUUACAAUAGGAAUAGAUACUCGUGAUUUGAUGUAAUCAAUCAAGUCUUCCAAGUAUUUGUCUCUUCACCAGAGCCCCUCUCCUCAGUUGCAUGUUAACGUAAAAUGUUGCUGUAUUGUCUCUGAAAUCAAUCAGUGAUGUCUUGUGUCCUGACACAUCAUUGCAAACAACAUGGUGAAAAGUCAAUCCACUGGAGGUCAGCAUAAACAAGGGUCACUGUUGUUAAGUUGUUGUUUUAGGAUUUUACAAACAACAAAAAGGGCCAACUAUGGAUAUGUACAAGAGGGAUUGACAAAGGGAUUGACAAAGCAUGCAGUGUAGCAUGCUAUAUAGAAGUAUAAGUGAGGCUUUCAGCUGAGGUGUAUCUCUUAAAUAUAUUUUCAUAACCAUCCAUGCCUGAUAAAUGGUCUGCUAAGUGUGGAAGAAAGACCAAAUAGAUAAAGAGUUGCUUUUUUCAGAUUUAGACAAAUAGCAUCAAUAUAUCCUGUUACAUUUACAUUGUUAGUUAAUCAUUCAGCACUGACAGCUUUCACUUCCUGAGUCAGCUCAGUAAGCACAGUUUGGGCUUGUGCUGUAUGUUACAUUAUAGCUACAUCAUAUCUGUAUGUCAAGGUCAAAUAUCAACUGAGGCUAUUUUCCUUCCUGAACUUUAGUUACCAUUUUCAUUGUAUUUAUUUAGAAUUUCAAACUAAUAAGUGUUUGGUUUAUGCAUUUUUAUUGCAUAUACUUCAAAGAUAAUUUUUGGCAGUUCGUUGUCCAAGCUAAGCUAUUCAGAAAUGAUGUCUUUCUUAUAUGUGCACAUUCACAAUGGCAACCAGCGCUUUCCUUUGGACACAGUGAAGUUGGAGAUGGAUUUAAUGUAAAAAGAAUCAGGUUGGAUUAUCUGUGCCUUGGUUAAGCCAUCAUACUGUAAAAACAAUGAAAACAUUUUGUUUCUAAAUUCAUAGAAUAUUUUACACAAGGUGUGUAAUGUUAAGUCAGACAGGUUUAAAACAUUCAGUUAUCAAAACAUCAAAUCUUAGUAGUCCCAUUGGAAAUUUGCUAAUGCCUUGGGAAGAUAUCAGUUAUAAAUGGUAAAUGAACUGUAUUUAUUUAGUGCUUUCUCUAGUCUUCUGACCACUCAAAAUGCUUUUACAAUACAAGUCACAUUAACACACUGAUGGCAGAGUCUGCUAUGUAAAGCACCCAUUAUUGUAUUCUAUUCCCAUACUUACUCUACUGGCAUAACCACGAAGAGGGGCAGUUUUGGGGGUUAAGUGUCUUGCCCAAGGACACUUCAGAAUGUGGACAGCACUCCUGCUGUUGAGUCCCAACCUUCUGAUUGAGGGAACGGACUCUAUCAAUGAGCCACAGUUGCCACUUGUAAAAAAUUAUAAGUGCGCUUUAAUAGUUAAGUUGUCUUAAACUCUGAAAAUGAAUACUAUUUUUUGUUACUUUACCUGUCAAACUCACAUGAACAAGGAACCGAUGUUAAACUGAGUACGUGUACUAAAUCUACUAACUUGUGGCAGACUUGUAAAUGUCGAAUUUCAACGAUGGCAACAUAACAUGUUGAAACUGAAGCUUAUUUUGUAUAGCAAAGCAUGUACAGCUGUUUUUUCUAUGAACAAAUUAAGGUUCAAACAUUUUAAGAGAAGCUAAAUUUCAGUGGACCCUCUUCUGUCACUUACCGACAUAUCAUUGUAAGUGACAGCAAGUUACAUGUGGAUGUGUAAGCAAGCAUACAUACUGUGGCCUAAUAGUGUAAAUGGGAAAUAAACCUUUCUUUCUGAAGCUAAUGCUCAUUAACAGGUACAGGUACAGUUUUCUUCUGAAGACACUUUUCAUCAACAGUGACAAAAAAGAAAUCACAAUUGCAUUUCAUAUUGAUUCUGCUAACAUACAUGUCAAACAUUUAGUGUUACCGUCCUCUUAUUUCUCAGCUCUUCUCCACAUCCUAAACCAUCUUGUCAAUCCCUGACCCUUGUGUCUUAUACUUGACAUGUUCUAACAGUUCCUGUAUGAUUAUUUUUUUGAUGUAUGGUUAUUGUUUAUAUGGCAUAAUAUUACCCUUGCUAACACUGUUGAUAUGAAAUUAAAUAUAUGUCUCCUUUCCA
Notolabrus celidotus (New Zealand spotty) is the source of this 5727-nucleotide messenger RNA. RefSeq names its product neuronal-specific septin-3-like. Gene Ontology annotation, cellular component: microtubule cytoskeleton; septin ring; septin complex. Lineage: Eukaryota; Metazoa; Chordata; Actinopteri; Labriformes; Labridae. Gene Ontology annotation, molecular function: GTPase activity; GTP binding; molecular adaptor activity. Gene Ontology annotation, biological process: cytoskeleton-dependent cytokinesis. The record is from RefSeq and is a predicted model, not a curated record.